AUGGCCAUGCAGAACGAUUCCCCCGAGCAACUCCUCGACGUAUUCAAGGCUGCGGCUCUUUCCGUCACCCGUCUGUAUAAGUCAUCAGUCUCGGCAGAGACCAGGGCGAGGGCCGACGGAUACCAGGACUGCUUGGAUGACCUGGUGUCCUUUCUCGACAGGGAGGGUGCCGCCGGUCUCGGCGAACCUGGCCUGUCCAGGAUGAGGAAAUGGGCGGCCGAGCGCCGUGAAGGCCGAGAUGCUAGUCCCCAGACGUUUGAGAGCGAGGACGAGACGGACAAGGGCGAGUCAGCAUCGCUGCCGCCUGUACCUGCUCGUUCAGCGCCGAGAGCAACCAUGGAGAGCCGGCAGCCGACGGCGACGCCGAUGGAAACGACGACAGCACCGCCGCAACCACACCCGACCAGCGGCCCGGACUCCACGGCCGAGGAGGAGCCUCGACCUCCGCAGUUCAUCGUGCCGACACAGGAUAACUUCACCUUCCAGUCGGACCACCAAUACCCCAACAUCGAGCUCCUCGACCUGUCGGAUUCGAGGGGUCACGUCGGCCACCACCCGAGGUCGCAACGCCACCGCCAGGGUAAGUCCGGGAUGCGCACCUCAGGACCUCUGGGGCGUGGUUCCGGUUCCAAGCGACGGAUGGAUCUGGAUGACUUCUUUGGCGGCUGCUUCGGUGGCGCCAAAGAUCCGUCUGGCGGCAGCAGCAAACGGAGCCGUCACUCAUAA
Molecule: messenger RNA, 726 nt
Organism: Geosmithia morbida
Lineage: Eukaryota; Fungi; Ascomycota; Sordariomycetes; Hypocreales; Bionectriaceae
Exons: 1
Coding region: 1-726 (241 amino acids)
Source: RefSeq, a predicted model, not a curated record